This is a messenger RNA of Macrobrachium nipponense, 1257 nucleotides long. RefSeq lists its product as uncharacterized. Gene Ontology annotation, cellular component: extracellular region. The coding region runs from base 58 to 1080 and encodes 340 amino acids. The transcript has 2 exons. Gene Ontology annotation, molecular function: chitin binding. NCBI's taxonomy places the organism in Eukaryota, Metazoa, Arthropoda, Malacostraca, Decapoda, Palaemonidae. The record is from RefSeq and is a predicted model, not a curated record.
AUCACAGUUAAUCCGAUUCCCUUCUUAGUAUAACUGCCUCCUGCCACUAGAGCUAUCAUGAAGGUCCUGGCAGUCGUUGCUCUUCUCGGCUUAGCAGCCGCUGAUAAGCGUCCUUCAAGCAACGGCUAUGGCCCUCCACCAAGCAGUGCCUAUGGUCCCCCAAGGAAUGGAUAUGGUGUAGAUCCUGCAAUUGAAGCCCUGGCUGAGAACAUCCCUGGAGGUGGUGUUCCUGGAGAGGACUACCCUAUCUUGGCCUCCGUCCCUGAUACCGGAUUCGACUGCAAUGCCCAGAAUGUCCCUGGAUACUACGCCGACACUGACCCUGAGGCUGGCUGCCAGGUCUUCUACAUCUGCCAGGACAGGCCCAAUGGACGCCGUCAGCAGGACUCCUUCCUCUGCCCCAACGGCACCAUCUUCAACCAACAGUACCUCGUCUGUGACUGGUGGUUCAACUUCGACUGCGCUGACGCUGAAGACUUCUACUCAGUCAAUGAACUUAUUGGAGUCGAGCCUUAUGGUUAUGGCAAUGGAAAUGGCAACCGCAAUGGCAAUGGUAACAAUGGCUAUGGCAAUGGAAAUGGAAAUGGCAACCGCAAUGGCAAUGGUAACAAUGGCAAUGGCAAUGGAAAUGGAAAUGGCAACCGCAAUGGCAAUGGCAAUGGCAGCAAUGGUUAUGGUUCUAACGGAAAUGGAAAAAGCAACGGCAACGGCAACGGCAAUCUCAGCAAUGGCUAUGGCUCUAAUGGCAAUGGAAACGGUAACGGCAAUGGAAGCAAUGGCUAUGGCUCUAAUGGCACUGGAAAUGGUAACGGUAAUGUCAGCAACGGCUAUGGCUCUAAUGGCAAUGGUAACAGUAAUGGCAACAAUGGAUAUAGUUCAAAUGGAAACGGUAAUGGUAAUGGAAACAAUGGUUAUGGAUCCAACGGAAACGGAAAUGGCAAGAAGAAUGGAAGGAAGAACGGAAAUGGCAAAAGAAAUGGAAAGAAGAACGGAAAUGGAAACGGAAAUGGAAAUGGCAAUGAUUACGGCUCAAAUGGAAAUGGAGCAGCUCCAUCUGAAUCCUAUGCAGCUCCUUUCUAAGGAGAAAACCACGACAUUCACCUCGUUAUGUGUAAUCAUCUUCAAGUCGAAGAUAUUUCAUGUACACUGACAUCAUAUUACUGUUCCAUUUAUGUAAAAUUUCUCAUUGAUAUCGAACUCAAGUAUAUUUUCUACAGAUUGUAUAUUUUUGUACAAUAAAUUGCGAUGAAAUUACAA